This is a messenger RNA of Vicugna pacos (alpaca), 1905 nucleotides long. The record is from RefSeq and is a predicted model, not a curated record. Lineage: Eukaryota; Metazoa; Chordata; Mammalia; Artiodactyla; Camelidae.
ACAGGGCUGUCUACAGAAAGAAGAUCUUCACAGGGUUCCAUGUUGGUGGUGCCUCUCACUCUGCCCUUAGAGAGGUGAGCGGGCUCCUCCAAGCCACCAGCUCCGGUUGGGAUGCUCUGACUUACGACACACCCGAACACAUGCCGUCCAGGGACCUGCUCUGACUCGGAGAGCCUGCUUAUGGGGGAAGGUGACACUGUCUGGGCCCCAUCUGUCCUUCCUCACGGCACCCUCGGCACCUUGAGCCGCCACCCCCAGCUGCAUUUUGGAAGAAAGAUGGAGUCCAAGGUCUCAGAAGGUGGCCUGAACGUGACGCUGACCAUCCGCCUGCUGAUGCACGGAAAGGAAGUUGGAAGCAUCAUUGGGAAGAAAGGUGAGACCGUGAAGAAGAUGCGUGAAGAGAGUGGGGCGAGGAUCAACAUCUCGGAGGGAAACUGCCCAGAGAGGAUCGUGACCAUCACGGGCCCCACGGACGCCAUCUUCAAGGCUUUUGCCAUGAUUGCCUACAAGUUUGAGGAGGACAUCAUUAACUCCAUGAGCAAUAGCCCAGCCACUAGCAAGCCCCCAGUGACCCUGAGGUUGGUGGUCCCUGCCAGCCAGUGCGGGUCCCUGAUUGGCAAAGGCGGCUCCAAGAUCAAGGAGAUCAGGGAGUCCACAGGUGCCCAGGUCCAGGUGGCCGGGGACAUGCUGCCCAACUCCACGGAGCGGGCAGUGACCAUCUCGGGGACCCCUGACGCUAUCAUCCAGUGUGUCAAGCAGAUCUGUGUGGUCAUGCUGGAGUCCCCACCGAAAGGUGCCACCAUUCCCUACCGCCCAAAGCCCGCCUCCACCCCUGUCAUUUUUGCAGGUGGUCAGGUAAGAGCCGACCCGCUCGCGGCCUCCACUGCCAACCUCAGCCUUUUACUGCAGCCCCCGCCGCUGCCCGCCUACACGAUCCAGGGACAGUACGCCAUUCCCCACCCAGAUCUGACCAAGCUCCACCAGCUGGCCAUGCAGCAACCCCCCUUUCCUCCCCUCGGACAGACCAACCCCGCUCUCCCCGGUCUGGAUGCCAGCGCCCCGGCCAGCACUCAUGAGCUCACCAUUCCCAAUGAUCUAAUAGGCUGCAUAAUUGGACGCCAAGGGACCAAAAUCAAUGAAAUUCGACAGAUGUCUGGAGCUCAGAUCAAAAUUGCCAAUGCCACGGAGGGGUCGUCAGAGCGCCAGAUCACCAUCACAGGGACCCCGGCCAACAUCAGCCUCGCCCAGUACCUCAUCAAUGCCAGGCUGACGUCCGAGGUCACUGGGAUGGGUGCACUGUAAUCCCGCCGGUCCUCCGCCCGCCCGCUCACGACUCUGUACAGACUGCCCCUCCUUGCAAAUAUAAAGAGGUUUCUUUACUAAGAAGUAUCUCUGCCCUGGAGCUCCACCGGCAGCGCAGGUCCGUCCGUCCGUCCGUCCGUCUGUGUGCGCUCCGGACCCUGACGCUGCCGCCCGGCUCACCCUCGCCGGCCCCUCGCGCAUCGGCAUGCAGUGUAGUGCUUCUCCGUGCUUCGGGGCACUCCCAGCUGUGACGUCUUAGAAACCUUGUUCCUUAGUGUCCGUGUAACUGUUUUAAAAGUAGGUUUGGCGCUUUGGCGGCCCUUCUGCCGCAUCCCCUCCUCGGCCACCUGGAGCCACAGCUGCUUUGGGUGGCCCUCUCCCUGCCUCCGCCUGUGCCGACCCGGCUCCCUCCCCUGUGGUCUGCGCUGGGCAGGUGUGCCCUGCCUUUGUUCAGAGGGAAGGAGGAGGGGGUGGGGUCCUGACCCGAGGUGCAGGGUGGAGUGGGGGUGCCGGCAGCCACUUCCCGGGGCGGAGCGCGGACCGGCCGGGGCGCCUCGGCGGGCGCUGCUCCGAGUUCAAUAAAUGUGGUUCGCUGCCCUCACC